AAAGGUGCAACCUCAUUUUAUGUUGCCAUAAAGUCUGUAAUCUGUAAUCGGAAAUUAAACCACGUGGAGGGAGCACACUUAUUUGAACAACUAUAGUCAGCGUGAUUCUCCAGCAAGUACAUAAAGGUAAGCAACAAGUACCGAGUCGUAUUUAAAUUGCGCUUAGCCAAGCAGCCGCAGAGUGCUUGACUAGCCAGGCCAGCAGCUGGCACUUUCUCUCAGGCCCGAAAGCGGGGUCAAAACGCUUUCCCAACGUGCGGUUCGCCAGUCAACGCUGGCACCUGAUCGCGCGAGCAAUGGAGAAUACGCCUCUGAAGUUUCCCCACGAAAUUCGUGAUGUGGACGAGUCCACCAAUGCGGAGCUGUUGGAGUACUUCCAUGGCGAGCGGACUGGCUUUGUUCAGGUCGGAUCGGAGGGAUACUUUUUUCCCCACAAGUUCAAGGGAGAGGCCGAAAAGUAUUACAACUUUGAGGCUCGACCGGAUGAUGUUUGGAUUGCCACGGUACCCAGAUCGGGUACGACUUGGACGCAGGAGCUAAUUUGGCUAGUGGCCAAUGGACUAGAUUUCGAGCAGGCCCAGCAACGACCGCUUACCGAACGCUUUCCUUUCUUUGAGUUUCCGCUGUUUGUGCAUCCCAAAGUCAAGCAGGAGCUGCAGGAGGAGAACAAAGACUCAUCUGAAGCCUUAGAGUUUAUUGAGAAAAUUUCCCGACCGGGAUACGAGGCUCUGAGCGAGUUGCCCCGCUCUCAACGGCGAUUUAUCAAAACGCAUUUUCCUUUUUCUCUGAUGCCGCCAAGUGUUCUGGAAAAUAAAUGCAAGGUGAUCUAUGUGGUUCGCGAUCCCAAAGAUGUGGCGGUUUCCUAUUACUAUUUGAACAGACUUUUCCGCACUCAGGGAUACGUGGGAGAUUUUGAGCGUUAUUGGCGCUACUUUCAAGAAGGAUUAAACCCGUGGCUCCCUUAUUAUAGUCAUGUGAAGGAGGCUCGCCAGCAUGCCCAUCUUUCCAAUGUGCUCUUUCUGCGCUACGAAGACAUGUUGGUGGAUCUGCCAGGCGCGGUUAACAGCAUAGCCAACUUCCUAGAGUGCCCAGUGAAGCCGGAGUACCUAGAUAGACUACUCGAUCAUUUGAGCAUUAAAAGUUUUCGGGAGAACAAGUCAGUAAACAUGCACGAAAUGGCCUCCGUUGGAAUCCUUAACAAAGGAGAAGCCGGAUUCGUCCGCAGUGGCUCCAAAACCGCACAUCAGCCACAACAGGAAUUCGUCCAGAAUCCCAAGCUUUUGAACAGCGCCAACGAAUGGGUGGAACAUAAUGUUAAAAGCCUCAAGGCCAUAUAAAAUACCUGACUUUGAUGGCUAA
Molecule: messenger RNA, 1359 nt
Organism: Drosophila suzukii
Lineage: Eukaryota; Metazoa; Arthropoda; Insecta; Diptera; Drosophilidae
Gene: St4
Product: Sulfotransferase 4
Biological process (GO): sulfation
Cellular component (GO): cytoplasm
Molecular function (GO): sulfotransferase activity
Source: RefSeq, a predicted model, not a curated record